Molecule: messenger RNA, 1749 nt
Organism: Dipodomys ordii (Ord's kangaroo rat)
Lineage: Eukaryota; Metazoa; Chordata; Mammalia; Rodentia; Heteromyidae
Gene: Dmap1
Product: DNA methyltransferase 1 associated protein 1
Exons: 10
Coding region: 286-1692 (468 amino acids)
Biological process (GO): chromatin remodeling; DNA repair; negative regulation of transcription by RNA polymerase II
Cellular component (GO): Swr1 complex; NuA4 histone acetyltransferase complex; nucleus
Molecular function (GO): transcription corepressor activity
Source: RefSeq, a predicted model, not a curated record
GGAAGCGGCGGAAGGGGUCGUAGCGGUGGAUCCGCGCUGUGGAGGCGGGUGUGGGGCCAGGAGGCCAGCGGGGUGGUGUAGGGGCGCUCCAGCGUCGAGACCCAGGCCGAGCCCUGACUUGUGCCUCCUCUCUUCUGGCAGCCGGCCUCUUCUGCUUCCAUUUGGGUCUGGAGGAGCCCCGCCCUCUGACCCGAGCUUGCUCUCCCCCUCGGGCACCGAGCCCCUCAGCACCCGACCCUUGACCCCGAGGUGCCGCCUCUGUCCCCUCCCCAGCUGUCAGGCACGAUGGCUACGGGCGCAGACGUACGAGAUAUUCUGGAGCUCGGGGGUCCGGAGGGAGAUGCAGCGUCUGGGACCAUCAGCAAGAAGGACAUCAUCAACCCGGACAAGAAAAAGUCUAAGAAGUCUUCAGAGACACUGACCUUUAAGAGGCCUGAGGGCAUGCACCGAGAAGUUUAUGCGCUGCUUUACUCUGACAAGAAAGAUGCACCCCCACUGCUACCCAGUGAUACUGGUCAGGGCUACCGCACAGUGAAGGCCAAGUUGGGCUCCAAGAAGGUUCGGCCCUGGAAGUGGAUGCCAUUUACCAACCCGGCCCGCAAGGAUGGAGCGAUGUUCUUCCACUGGCGACGGGCAGCCGAGGAGGGCAAGGACUACCCCUUUGCCAGGUUUAAUAAGACUGUGCAGGUGCCUGUGUAUUCAGAGCAGGAGUACCAGCUGUAUCUCCAUGAUGAUGCUUGGACCAAGGCAGAGACUGACCACCUCUUUGACCUCAGCCGCCGCUUUGACCUGCGAUUUGUAGUUAUCCAUGACCGGUAUGACCACCAGCAGUUCAAGAAGCGUUCUGUGGAGGACCUGAAGGAGCGGUACUACCACAUCUGUGCCAAGCUUGCCAAUGUGCGGGCUGUGCCUGGCACAGACCUUAAGAUCCCAGUCUUUGAUGCUGGGCAUGAGCGGCGGCGCAAGGAGCAGCUGGAGCGGCUCUAUAACCGGACCCCCGAGCAGGUGGCAGAGGAGGAGUACCUUCUACAAGAGCUGCGUAAGAUCGAGGCCCGGAAGAAGGAGCGGGAGAAACGCAGCCAAGACCUGCAGAAGCUGAUUACCGCAGCUGACACCACAGCAGAGCAAAGGCGCACGGAACGCAAGGCCCCCAAGAAGAAGCUACCCCAGAAAAAGGAGGCUGAGAAGCCGGCUGUACCUGAGACUGCAGGCAUUAAGUUUCCAGACUUCAAGUCUGCAGGUGUCACACUGCGGAGCCAGCGGAUGAAGCUGCCCAGCUCUGUGGGUCAGAAGAAAAUCAAGGCCCUGGAACAGAUGCUGCUAGAGCUUGGAGUGGAGCUGAGCCCUACCCCCACGGAGGAGCUGGUACAUAUGUUCAACGAGCUGCGGAGUGACCUGGUGUUGCUCUACGAGCUCAAGCAGGCCUGCGCCAACUGCGAGUAUGAGCUGCAGAUGCUGCGGCACCGGCACGAGGCACUGGCCCGGGCAGGGGUGCUGGGGGGCCCAGCCACACCAGCAGUGGGCCCAACCCCAGCUUCUGCCGAGCCAGCAGUGUCGGAACCUGGACUUGGCCCUGACCCCACCAAAGAUACCAUCAUUGAUGUGGUGGGCGCACCACUCACGCCAAAUUCGCGGAAACGACGGGAAUCAGCCUCCAGCUCAUCUUCUGUGAAGAAAGCCAAGAAGCCAUGAGAGGCCAUGGGGUGUGGGUGGUGCUAUUGUGUAAAUAGAGCUGCUGAGAUGCACUGA